Molecule: messenger RNA, 5232 nt
Organism: Drosophila eugracilis
Lineage: Eukaryota; Metazoa; Arthropoda; Insecta; Diptera; Drosophilidae
Gene: snz
Product: sorting nexin-25
Exons: 12
Coding region: 744-4091 (1115 amino acids)
Cellular component (GO): intracellular membrane-bounded organelle
Molecular function (GO): phosphatidylinositol binding
Source: RefSeq, a predicted model, not a curated record
GAGCCCUUCGGUCUAUCGCCGAGAUGAUAGAUACAAUAUUUCGCGCAGGGCGAAGCAACGGCAAAAAUCAUAAACAUAACAGUAAAGAUAGUGGAUAGCCGGGCGUGAAAGCGGACUUAUGACGUGUUAUCACGGGCUAGGCCGAUAAGCCCUAGGGGAGAGCACAACUGCGCAGCAGCAGCGCCAAAAACAACAACAACCAGAAUCAAAGGAGUGUGUAAUCAGUAAUCAGAGUGUCGCUUGUUUUGAUUGCCUCGGAAACGAAACAAAACGAAAUGAAACUCCGCUCCGGAUAAAGCUGACCAAUUCAAUCAACUUGUUGCGGAUCCGUAGCGUCGCCCAGUAUUGAUUUAGCACACAUAGCUUACAGUUGUGAUUCCGAUUUCGAUUCCCAGCCAACCAGCUGUCUUUGGUUUCGCCUGUGCCUGGUGUCUCUGCUCUACCCAUAUAUUCUAUAUGCGACGCUUCUCCAAAAAAAAACCGAUACAGUACGAUACUAUACCAUAUUUGUGUUCGUUUUUCAUUCGUAGAGCGUAGAAGAGGCGGCGAAGGUAGUAGUAGUAGAGGAGGAGGAGGAGUAGGAGGUGGACACCAUACCAAAGCGGAAUUGACGCAAUUGAGAACUAUUUUUAAUGGUCAGCGGGUCGAAAAUGUAUGAAACUCAUCAAAUAUUCAGAAGACAAGCAGCCAAUAAGGCGAAGAGGCAGUGAAUCGGAAGUCCGGAAACGGGAGUCAAUUGACCGAUGGAAUCAGAGGAGUACACAGUGGGCGCGAUGGAGACUCGUCGUUUGCCUCUGUUUCCCAUUGAACCGGAGCCAUCCGUAACGACUACGCAGCGCUUAACGCUUCUGGCUACCAGACUACUACGUGUUUUGCAAUUAAACUGGAGGAUUAUUGUCUCGGGCAUCACACUUACACUGUUGGCCGUCAUCUGGUAUUAUCCCACCUUCUUUCUGUUCUUCGCCUUCGUAGUCUAUUCUCUAGUCUUGGUCUUUGCGGCUGUGGCCGGCACUGUCUAUAUCCAUUAUAUAUUCACCACCAACGAUCCGACGCCACCAAGUCGCGUGCCCUCGCGACUGCUCUACAAUGCCACCAAAAGCAACAUCUUUGAUCUGCCCAAACCCAUCAAGAAUCCAUCGAAUCUACCCUUGAUAUUUGGAAAAACAGUCGAUCUGCAACUUCAGCAGAUCAUUGAGUAUGUGCUUCGAGAUUUUAUGCUGCCCUGGUUAGGCUACGUAGUCACCAAGCCCAAAUUAAUCAACGAUGUGGUGCGCGAGGAUUUGUGGAAUGCUAUACAGAAGAUCCAUGAACGGGCCACCAGAAUGGACGCCGCAAAGAUCAUAGCUGUGGACAUGGUCAACCGGGUGACUGUACAUCUGGAGAAGAUCCGCAUUGCGGAAGCCAGAGCAGCUGAAACCAACACUCCGCCCGUUUUUAGUACCAACUCGUACCUCGCUGAUGAGGAGAAAGAGAUGGAGUUCCUGCGCAAGCUAUGCGAGAUUAUGGUGAUCCUAUUGCUGCCCCGCGGCUACUCCCUACCCCCAUUGAAGGUUCUACUCAGCGAAAUUCUCUCUUACAAAAUAUUUUUUCCGAUGAUCAAAAUGCUAACAGCACCAGAUUACAUCAACCAGAAGGUAGUGCAGAACAUAGAGACUCGUUUGGCGGCGGCAGCGAUGAGCAAACGGAGCUACGAGUAUGCGGCAAGUUUUGAGGAUUUUCUCAAGAUUAUUAACAACUCGGGCAACCUCGAGGAGCUCUCGCUCAUACGCAAGAGCAUUGUCAACGACCUCAUGCAUGCCACCACCAUGCAGAACUUACAGCGUGCCAAAGGCCUCGAUCCGGAUCACGAGGACCAUUCACUCUCCAAAUCGGAACUGACGGCUGCCGUCAGGCUGAAGCGAUACGUUCGGCAGCUCACGAUGGCUAAGGGCGAGUGCGAGAAGAACCUGGCCAAGUUCGGCUGGAAUGGCAAUUAUUCCAGCGAUAUUGACCUAACGCUUGUUGAGAUCCUGAACACUGCGGUUGGUCGGCGCUACUUCACCCUGUUCCUGGAGCCACUUAAAGCGAGCGCAUUGAUUGGCUUCUAUCUGGCCGUAGAAGAGAUAAAGCACGCGCACAAGUCGGCCAGUCAUCAGCUAGGUACCGAAAUCUUUUACACUUAUAUCCGGGUGCCCAAGUCAGAAAUCCAGAUCGACAAGCACGAGCGCAAGUUGAUAGAGACGUUUUUGCUAGGGGAUGCCGAACCAGAUAUUUUCUACGACAUCCAGCGCAACAUACUGCGGACGUUGGAGGAAAAGUAUUAUCCGCCAUUCGUGCUGAGCGAUCAGUAUCGUCAGCUUAAAGAGGCACUGGAUUCAAAUGAAAUCGCAGAUCCUACUCUACUAAUAUGCCACAACAUUGGUGAUACCGCGGAGCCUCUGACAGAUGAGCAACCGGGAGUAUCGGAUGGAUUAAAUGGCGGAGCCGGUGGAGCCAUCGAUGUAGCCGCCCAUACGUCGUAUGCACGACGAAAAUUGGAGCAAAUACAGGAACGCAUUGACAAAAAGAACCAGGCGCUGGACGCCCUAAAGUACUCGGUGAAACCAGAGUCCAAGGUGCUAUCUAUUCUCGAAAAGGAGAUGGAGUGGCUGAAGAGCGAGAAGCGUCAGACGGAAGCGCAUUUGCGACGCACUGACGCCUGGACUGAGCACUUGGGCAAGUGGAAGGCCACUAUCCAGAGCGUAGAGGUAUCCGAUGAGAAGGAAUCGUUGCAGUUUAUGAUCCUUGUUCAUGUGGAUGAAGAUAUUAAUGCCCCAGUUCAACCGACAUUAUCCAAAAAUGGCGACAGCGGCCAUGCUAAUUUACGAAAACGACCCUCAGGCAUCUCCAGUGGCUGGGUUGUGAUGCGCUCCCUUAAUCAAGUGCACGAGCUGCAGCGAAAGCUGAGGCACGUCAGCUCAAAUCUGAAAGCCAUCGACCUGCCUACGAAUUUCAAGUUCUUCUUUCUGAAAACAGAUCGACAUGGACAGGAAAAGGCCAAGGCACAAAUUCAAAAGUUCUUGAACUUCAUCCUGGAGGAUGACCAUCUGAAUGGCAGCGAGGCGAUCUACACAUUUCUUAGCCCCAGCUCGGAUCACCUGAAGCAAUCGCUACCCUCGCCAAAAAAGUCUAAGUUCUCGUUGGCUACACUAUUUCGCAGCGAUGCUGGAAAGGCUCACGAGGCCAACAAAGCUACCGAUCCUUUUUGGGGGCUUCAGCGCGACGACGAAGACAUAUCCACUUAUCUAGAUGGUGAGUCCGGCGUUGAGGCUAAAAUGCUAGCUUCGGAUUUGGACAGCAAGGAUUCAAUAGCAGAACCGAUGUACGCCUUGAUGGGCGAGAUCUUCGAUAUGGGCGGGGUCUUUAAGUGGCUGCGUAAGAGCCUCAUCUCUUUUGUGCAGAUCACAUACGGUCGAACGAUUAACCGACAGAUCCGGGAAUCGGUAGCCUAUCUUUUUGAGGAGUCUAUGCUGCACAACUACUUUUCGGCCAUCCUCAAGUCUUUUUGGCCGGGUGGCGUCUUGGCCUCGGCAUAUCCGACGCGAUCGGACGAUAUGCGCGAGAUGACUACAACGGCUGCUAAGGCACUGCUAACCGACCACAUCCCAGAGGUGCUGUGCAACCUGGUCGGCGCACAAGCAGCCAAACGAGGUGUCCUAAAGGUGUUCGAGGCCCUGCAGAAUCCCGCCUACAACAAGCAGUUAUUCUACGAACUGCUCGAGAUACUCAUGAUUGAGUUCUUUCCCGAAAUUCGCCAACUUCGGGUCAACAAUAUAAAUGGAACCAAAUUAAAUACGGCCACAGCUGGAGCGGCCGCUGCCUCCGCUGCAGCUGCAUUGGUGGCGGCCACAGCUUCCGCUAACCUCUCCUCUUUAAAUCACAGCGGAGGAAGUUCAUCUGCGGUGGGGCACCAGAACCAUCAGGGGUCGUCAACGACGAGUGGAUCCUCAGUAGGAGGAAGUGGCUCCAUCGGUGGUAGUGUAGCGCUGCACCAUCAAUCCCACUACCAUCAUGCAUCCCACCACCACCAACAGCAGCAGCACCACCACUCACAGACGGGCAGCUCCAAGUAGGGACAAGGUCCCACUUUUACUCUAAUUUAACUUAAACUUUUUUUAAAUUAUGUUUUUCCUUUGAUUUUAUGUUUGAUGUUUAGUGCUUUCUCUUUCUCAGCGGUGUAUAUUCAUAAAUUGGCCGGAGAAAGGAAUUACAAAGAAUAGUUAUGUAGAAAAGAACACAACUCAGUAGUUAUCAGUAUCAUUCCCUGUACAAAUGCAGAUUUCAGUCCUUGUUGAUUCGUUUGUCCAACACUUCCUGUAGCCAGAUUUGUUUGUUAUGUGUAUAUGUCUGUACAUAGGUCAGUAUUAAGCGUUGUACCAAAUUGUUGUUUAUAUACUCGUAUAGUGAAAUAUGACACUCAGCUUGUAUUGAUUAUAUUAUUGUUUAUUGAUCCCAAAGUUGACAGACAGGAGAUAUUAAAUCGAGGCGUAUUAAAGGUGCGUCCCAUGGCCAUAAGGCACGUGAAGAGGUCACAACUUUCGUAACUUUUGCAGAUUUUCUAAAUCAUCUAAACUUUUUUUGGGGUUUAACGAGGUUUAAUCAUAUUUUUAUCAUCUGGUGAUUCCUUAAUAGCAGGAUUUUAUUUGUAUGUUUUUAGUUCUUUAAUGAUUUCGAAUUUGUAUUUAAUUAAUUAUUUGUUAAACACUAGUAUUCUUUAAUUAAAACUCUUUUUUGUAAUUUUCCCAACUGACCAAAAAUACUAUUUUAAAUUUUAAUAGACAUAAUUGUUAAGAGCUUUGGUGUUAAAUAACCUUUAUAACUAAGCGUUGGUUAAAGCUGUCUCAAAUACAGUGCGUUUGAUAACAAUAAAACAGUUGUAAGUCAGGACUUCAAAGAAGCGUUAAUCCUAAAGCAUUUUGGGUAAUCCAAUUGCAUUUUGAUACCAAGAUUAAAUACACGGAUUUAAAUUAGUUGAUUAAAUGAUGGCCGAAAACUGUUUUAUGGACCUAAUACGCCCCUAUAGCCAAACACCACCCAACCAGCCCACUCUAGCACUGGGCAAAAUUGCACUACGACGAUUCAUCCCAGUGAGCCAAACGUAUCCCACUUAAGACCCCACAUCCAGGCAGAGUUUCUAGGCGCUUUCAAUCUAUUUAUGUAUUGCAGUUGUACACUUUUAUGUGAAAAUGCGAAAUAAAGAUCGCUAUUUAUGUA